Molecule: messenger RNA, 1626 nt
Organism: Tetrahymena thermophila SB210
Lineage: Eukaryota; Ciliophora; Oligohymenophorea; Hymenostomatida; Tetrahymenidae
Product: kinesin motor domain protein, putative
Exons: 2
Source: RefSeq, a predicted model, not a curated record
AAAUUAAUUAACUAAAUAAAUAAACAAAAGUAAACUAUAAAAAAGGUAAAAAUGAGCAUAGAUGCACCAUUUAAAAACAAACUAAAGUUAAAAAAACCAUUUUCUAUAUAUAAUAUACAUUUAGGUAAAACUAUAGACAUUAAUGCUCCAAAGGGUUCCUUUUACCACAUGAAUUUUAACAAAUACUAAUCAUUUACGUUUGAAAUAAUAAAUACCUACCCUAAUUAAGAUUUCUUUUUUGGCCAUUUAGUUAUAGAUGAGAAAAUUCUUUUUUUUAACCUAGAGGGUAAUUGUAGUGUAGUCAAAAAAGGGAAAGGAUAUGAAAAUCAACUAAUCUUAGCGAUUAGGAGAAAUGACUAAGGCAUAAUUAGCAUUCAUUAAGUUUAAAAUGAUAGAAUUAUUAACACCAUUACUUGGAAUAAUUAAAAAUUCAAAUUUGAUAAAACUACUCAACCAAGUUUUGAGUGGUACUUCUUGCAAAAGUAGACAACUGAGUUAGAGAAUAAAGCUAUUAUAGUGACUAGCUUAAAAAACAUUAAUUAUGCAAUUUCUAGCAAGCCUGGAUAAAGAUUUGUAGAAUUAGAGAUUUUUAACAUGUAUAAUAAACAAGACUAUGCUUUUAAAGCAAAAAUUCAAGAUUAAUAAAAAUAUUUCUACUGUUUAGAACAAUUAAAUGGCGAGAAUUGUAUGACUGCAACAAAUAAAAUUGUUUAAAACUAACCUUUCUAAAAAGAGCUUUCGGAAUGGACAAUCAUUAAAAAUGUUGCAAAAGAGGAAUAUUUCUUUUUAUCUAUGAAGGUAUUUAAUUAUUUAACUAAUAUCCCUGAACCUGCAGGAUUAUAACUAGAUGCAGCGAAUUUUAUUUCUGGUAAUCAGUCUUUUAAGAUAGAAGAUUACAGUUAGAGGAAUAAAAAUAAUGAUUACAUAUAAGCAAGUGAAGAAAAUAUUGAAGAGGAAAAUCAUAUUGACUAAAGGCAUAACAUAAAUUAAAUGAAUAAUAAAUAAGAAUACAGAUUUAAAUCCUCUAAUAGCUCAAACCAUCAAGCUAAUUCUAUGUUAAAUUAAUCUUAUUUGGCAUAACAAGGAAAGAAUACAUUAGAGAAUAAUUCUUUAUAGUUAUAAUAAAACUAAAUAUCAUAAAGUCUUUCAUCUCAAUAAUAAAAAUUUGGAUCUAUACUACAUUCUGUUGAUGCAUUCAAAUCAGGUUAGUAACAACCUCAAGAAUAAAAUUAAAUCAAAAAUUAAUUUUAAAAGGUUGUAAUACUAAACUAAGGGUCAAAGUAAUACUUAAAAUUAAAUAACUAUGAAGUAAUUGAAACAAAUGAUUAAAAAUCGGCAACAAAAUUUUAGCUUGUACCAAUAAAUUCAAGCAAUGAAUAUUAUAUAUAAUUAUUUGACGAUAACAAAAAAAUUCUGGGAUCACACUAAGAUAUACCUGUAACACCUAUUAAGAUACUUGAUAAAAGUAGCUACUCAUAAGAAAAAUUCUAAAUGAUUAGUGAUAAUUAAUCAUGUUGCGUUUUCAAAUAAAAAAAUUCUUAUUUUUAGAUAAUUGGUGGCAAAUUGUUCAAAUCAGAAUUAAAACAAAAUAAUUAUAAUAAAUUUAUAAUACAAUAAUACUACUGA